Messenger RNA from Pteropus alecto (black flying fox), 20787 nucleotides. RefSeq names its product coiled-coil domain containing 168 (gene LRTM3). Bases 1 to 20787 code for a protein of 6928 amino acids. The transcript has 11 exons. The record is from RefSeq and is a predicted model, not a curated record. NCBI's taxonomy places the organism in Eukaryota, Metazoa, Chordata, Mammalia, Chiroptera, Pteropodidae.
AUGUCAAAGCAAAUUUAUUUAUUUAAAAAAGCCGUGAGAGACAGAUUGGAAGACAAUACAUUUUUGACAUUAUGGGACUGUCUAGAGUCCUGGACUCAAAAUGAUUGGAUGACAAUCUUCUUUAUAAUUUUCCUAGGAAUUAUUUUUGAGAUCAUACUUGUAAAAAUUUGUACAUCCUUUCGGAAAAAGCUUGCAUUUCCAGAAAAGGGUAGUUCAGAUGCCCAGGAGAAUGAAGACAGUUCUCUGACAAGCAUGACAUUUGAUAACUGGUCGAUUCAUUCAUCUUCAGAAGAAAGAGAUGAUGACUUUUCAGAAAGAACAAUUACUUCAUCAGUUACAUCUAAUGAAAAUGAAUGUGAUAUUGAAAAAAGAGUUUUACCAGCAGAUGAAAUAAUCUGGGCAGGUACCAGUGAAAGCAAAUAUCAAGUACGUUACUUUAGUGGAAGUCAUAUGGCAUCUUCAGAUGGGACAAGCUCAUCUUUGUCACUGUUUCAUUCAGAAAUAAAAAAAGUUUUUCUAAGCCACAGAGGGAAUCCAGAAAAUGAACAUAAAACAUUACAAUUUUCGUCAAAGAAACUAUUUUCAAUAAUGAAAACCAACAAAAGUAAAAGUUUAGUGCUUUCCUCUGACUUUCACUUUUCAAGAACUUCUGGAAUCCCUAUAGAAAGUGAAAAUCUAGAUGUGGCACCAUGUCCUCCUGCCCAUUUAUUUCUUUCUAGAGACCAAGUCAGACAUCUGGAAGAAAAUGUAAGAAAUCAAAUUCCCUUAAAAUCCAGUGCUACAUUGGAGAGUGAAACUGCUCUGUAUUCAAGAUCUCAAGACUUUUUGACUCAGAGUCAACAUUUUGUUAGAAUGGAUAUUUCUGCCCAAGGACAAGAUUCUUUUUCAGGACAAAGGGCUAUUCAGAAUCAAGUUUUUUAUGAAGCUCAAUUUACUAGUCAAGCCCAACAAUUUGUUAAUAACCAAGACUCAAUCAACAGUCAGCCUGAUGUUGAGUCCAGGUGCUUUGCUCCACCUCAAGAUUUGAUGAGGAAACCAUCUUCCAGCAGUACCCAAGACUCCUUCGAGACCCAAGAUAUGGAGAGGAGCCAACAUUUGCUCAAAGUCCCAUAUUCUCUUGAAACUCAAGAUUCAAUCAAGGGCCUAGAAUCUGAUAAACCCUUAGAUGAGACCCAAUAUGCUAUUUGGUCUGAAGAUACAAACAAGAUUAAAUAUUCAAUGCAGGGGCAAAAUACCACUUUUAAUAAUGCUAGAUUUCUAGUUUUAACUCCACGUCCAAAUUCAGUUGCUAAAGGGAAGCCACACGUAAAGAGUGUAAAGCCAAAGAGCCAGAAACAAAUUCUUUCAUCAAAAUUAAGCCACUAUUCUGUAUGUGGCUUAGUACCUUUUUUACCCGCCAUUAAAAGGCAGAAAACCAGAAGAAAAAUAUUACGUAGUAAAAGUAAAUUUUAUCUCAAAGUUUCAUCUCAAAAGUCAAAGAAAACAACAACUUCGCGGGUAUUUCAAGUCACCUUAUGUCACACUUCAAAACGUAGCAAGUUAGGAUGCGAGUAUACCACUAAGAAGAAAGAAUUACAUAAAAGAAAAGGUAUAUCAGAUAAAGCUUUGCAUCUUAUUUAUGUUCCUCCUUAUAUUAAGAAGUACUCCAGAAAAAAACUAAUAAAAGUCCUGCCAGGUUUAACAGGAUGUAGAAAUUUUCUGCUGAAGCCAAAUAAGUCACCAACUGCAGAGAAAGUCAGUUUUGCAGAGUCUAUUGAGAAAAGAGGAACCUUGGGCAACAGUAAAAAUGUAAAGCAGUAUAGCAGAGACAAUAAAGGACUAAAAAACAUUUCACCAAAUGUUUCACCUCAGCUAGAACAGUCUUUCAUGGUCAGUACUCAUCAACUAAAAUCACCUUGUUCUUUAUUAAUAGAAACAAACUGGAAGAAUAAAGAGUCUCUUAAAGACCCAAUUACACAGGCAAAGAAAACUGGUAUUGCAGAGUUUGAUGCCCCAAAUAGUAAAAAAACAUCUGACCUGCAUAUUCCAAAGUAUGAGACAUCUUUAGAAGAAGCUAUAUCAGAACUUUUGCAGAAAUUUGUUUCCUCUCCUAAAAUGAAAUUGAACAGAAGAAUGAAAACACAGGAGGACUUAAAAAGAACAGAAAAUUCCCAUCUUCCACUUUCAAAUGGAGAAAAGUUACCAACUAGUACACCAGAAACGCAAAAGUGCUUAACAAAGGGAAACACACAAAAACAAAAAAAUUUUCUGGAAAUUGUUCUGGAAUCUUCAGACAUCAAUUUGCUCAUUUCACUAGGAACUAAAAAACAUAAAAGCAAUGAACAGCUAGCAGAUAUAAAAAUUAAAGGAAGUACAGAAGAUGUAAUUCUGAAGGAAAAGAAACCAUUAAAACUGACUGUUACAGAAUGUGAUAACCUAAAUGAAAGUGAGAAACUGGAAUGCAACACUAGAAGCAACAUGAAAAAUAUGCACAAUAAAAGAAUAUCUGAUGCAUUUUGUAAUGCCACUAACACUGCCAUUUCUGAGUCGCCUGAUAUAGAGAUGCACAGUGAAUUGAAAGCCAAAACGGGUACAUCAAGGAUAAUAGGGCUUAGUCGUUCAGUGGUAAAGCAAGAAAAAUUAUCAGAUAGAAAGAUAAUAUGGAAUGCAAAAUAUAUUGAGAAGAGAUGUAUGUUUAAAAAGGCACAAGAACGUGACAGAGAGGAAGAGGAACAAACUCUACAAGAAGCAAUUCCAAAGCUAGAGAGCUAUGCUGGGUUUUCAUCUCUAAAGUCAGGGGAAGCAAAAAUUGAUGAAAUCCUAUUUUCUGUAAGAGAAUGUGAUACCCCAUGUGAUGCAAACCAUCAGAAGGAACAGGCUGGUGGUAUUGAAAAGAAAGAGACUUUUGAUUGCUGUAUGCCUGCUUUUUCCACAUCCAGAAGAAAGAGAAACUUCAAACAACAUUCAGACAUGAAAACUUUAGUGAAUCCCAAAUGUGGAAUUUUAAAAGCAAAGAAACCAUCCAUUUCAUACAUACUUAAUAUCAAGGGUAGUUCUAUUCCAAAACACAGAAAAGUAUUGAGAUUUAACUUGACAACCAAAAUGAAAGAGAGAGAUCAAGGUAAAAAAAUGGCAAAUAAAAUGUACUCCUUCAUGACUAUUAAACCUGACAUUAAUAGGUAUAGCAAGAUAGAAAGAGAAGAAGACAUGUUAGGAGAAAAAGGAUUUAGUUCUGAGCAAGUAAAGCAAGUGAUAGCAUCACUUGAAGAGAAUAUUGCUUCAGAUAACACCAAAGAAACCAAUCUUCAAGGUGAAGAGGAAGAAGAAAGUGAAGAGGAGACGUUAUUAAAAAUAGUUCCACAGUACAGCCAACAUUUCAUAUUCCGUUCAGGCCAGAAUAGGGAGUUUGACCUUCAAAAAUCAGAAAACAAAAGAGGUAGGAAAAUUCUGUUCGUUACAGAACAAGACGUCCCACAACAAAUGCAACCUACAGAUCCAGUGGAUGUAGAGAAGCCAAAGAAUGGCCACCAGACACAAAGGGGCACAAUGUGUACAGCGAGUUCAAAGCUAUGUCUUCCAAAGUCAAAGGAAUCACUAAGUGGUCAAGUUUUCAUGGAUACAAUUAAAUGUGAUGUUCCAAGUGAUGGAAGCCAUACAGAGGAACUGUAUAGUUAUCGUAAAGAGUUAAAGACACUUGAGUUCAAAAAAGAUCAACAAGCAGCUGUCUUGGAGUCUCUGGCAUUCUCCACACCUGAUCCGUCUAAAUCUAAAAGGCAGAGAAAGACAUGUACAUGUACAGCCUUAAAAAGUAAAAUGAGUUCCAAACGUGUUAUUAUGAAAGCAAGGAAGACACCAAUUUCACAGAUAUUUAAUAUCCCGGGGAAUGGUUGUCUAAAAAAACUACCUUCAAAGACCCUGAAAUCACAGAUUAUUGACUUUUUAAUUCAUAUAAAAUACUUUGCAGUACUGGAAGAUUUUAUUGCAGAGAGAAAGGACGGAUUAGUGCAAGAAUUACCAGCAACGAUUCUGGAGUCUUUGGAUUUAUCCACACUUGCUUUACCUACAUCAAAGAGAAACAAUUUAAAACUUAUACACAAGAAAAAUAAAAUGAGUCCCAAAUGUGUAACUUUGAAGGCAAAGAAGGCACCAUUUUCCCAGACAUUUAAUAUCACAAAAUGUACACCAAGCCAUAGAAGGCAGUUCAAAUGCAACUUUAAAACCAUGAUGAAACUAGGUAAACCUGUGGCACAUAUAAUCCUAAAUGCCAUUUUCUCUGCCAUGCCUAUUUCUCUUGACAUGAAGGUGCAUAAGAGAAUAAAAGUAGAGACAGACGUGCCACGGAAAAUGAGAUUCAGGCAUGAACUGCAACAGCAAGAGCGAUCACCAGAUGGAGAGAGAGCCUCGUGUGCCAGUUCGAGUGAUAAGAGGGGCAGUACCUCAAAUAGCACGAAGGAAGUCAAAGAACAAGGUAGAGAAGCAGCCCUUUGGAAUUCUCAGCACUUCAGUUUCAAUGCUCAUGAGAGGAAGGAGCCUUACUUUGUGAAAUCACAUCUAGAACUGAAGAAUUCAGCAAGGAAAAGAAUCCCAGAAUCACUUACUAUUGCUCAGGAGCUGCAGCAACGAACACUUUUCACACAAAGUGUUUUACAUUCUGUUUCUUGCUCUAUUUUGAAUUCGCUUCCAUCUGAGAAGCUACCAAAAAGAACAAAAACACAAAAAGGAUUAAAAGAUACAGGGAGUCCAAAGAUUCUGUCUCCAAUGCCAGGGAAAUCGAUUAGUGAAUCUUUAAUUGUUACAGCACAGAGUGGCAUCCCAACUGAAAAAAGCCCUAAGAAGGAACUUGCAAGUUCUAUUCUAGAGAGAAAGAUAAGGUUACCAAAGGAUUUACAAGCGAGAACCGUAGAGUCUUUUGAUUUCUCCAUGCCAGCUUCAUCUUAUUUUAAAGGACAGAGAAAUGCAGCACAAAUCCCUAAGUCUAGAACUGGGAAAGCACAGAUGGCAUCAGUUUUAAAGACAGUUAAUAUGACUAGGUCUGGUGCCCUUAGCCAUGGACAGGAACAGGAACACAUCUUGGAAAACGUGGUCAAAGAAAUAUCUCUAGGUAUGUCAAAUAUACUUAUAAAUACUUUUCUUUCAUCUGCACCUGUUUCACCUGCCAUCAAAAGAUAUAAUAAAGUAAAAGCAAAGAAAGGGCUAUUAAGAAAAAAAAGCGAUAUUACACAGCUAAAACAAGAUGAAGGGAAAAGACUAUAUACAUAUACCUCUCAUAAAUGCAGUACCUCAAGCAACACAUCAGAAUCAAGGAGGCAAAAUGAAAAAGAAGAGGGCAGUGAAAUUUUAUUUGAAUCAGGUCUACAAUUCCUGAAUAAUGUAAGAAGUAGAAAAGAUCAAAAUAUGCUUAUUACAGAGCAAGAAGUACAGCAACAAGCAGUGGUUUCAGAAAAUAUAUUAGAGUCGAUUUGUUCUCCACUGAUUCCAUUUCAAACUGAAAAGCCGAAUAAGACUAUUUCACCACAAAAAGACAUACUACAUAGAAUAGAUGAAAAGAUUCCACAUCCAAAAGCAACGUCUGACCAUCUUUUAAUUGAUGAAACAGAGUACAGUACUAUAUCUGAUGAGAGCCCUACAAAGAAGCUGGAUGUUCACAGUGCAGUUUCCAUACAACCUGAAAAAGAAAAGAAAGACAUAAAAACUCAGAAAGUAACACAAUACACAGUUGAUCAAAAUAUUCCACCUACCAAGUCAGGGAACUCAGUACUUGGAGAUCUACCUAAUAAAAGCUCUAGAAGGAAAACGGGUGGUUGUAUUGCCAAAAAACAUGAAGAAUUGCAAAAAGAGUUACCAACAACAUCCACGACAUCUGUUUUUUCUGAGUCUAAAAGGCAAAAGAAGAUAUUAAAAUUUCCAGAAAGGAAAAACCUUACAGGUCCCAUAAAUGCAACCAUGAAGGCAAACAAGCCUUUUUGUUCACAGCUGCUUAAUAACACUGAGCAUGGUAAUCUAUGCUGUAGAAUGGAACAGGAAGCCAACUUAAAAUCUGCAGGAAAAGACAUGCAACAAGAUAAAAAUAUAGCUAACGCAUUUUCAUCUCCCAUACCUGUUUCAACUAAUAACAAAAUAGAUACUGAAAUGUAUAACACAGAGAUGGAUCAACCAAGAGUAAAAAUACACAACUAUACCUAUCUAGAGCUAGAAAAAUCACCAUGUUACAGGGAAGCACAGAAGGCCAAUUCGACUGAUACACAAAACAGAUCAAGCAACACAACGAAAAUGAAUGCGCAGCAUGAACAAGAAGAGAAAAAUAUCCAAAAAAUAUUAGAAUCAAUUCCACACUACAGCCAACAUUUCAGUUUCAGUGCCCAUCAUAUGAAAUAUCCUGGCCCUUGCAAAUCAAAAUCUGAACUGAAUAGUUCAGAAGUCAAAAGGACUUGUAAUUUGUCUCAUACGGUGCAAAAGAUGAGGCAAGAAAAACACUUGAGAGAACCUGUUUUGGAGCCUGUUUCUAGAAACGAGAUGAAUUUUAUUCAAGUUGAAACAGUGAAAAAAAGUCCUCAUACUCAUGAAGGAAUAAAAGGUGUGGUAGAUCUGAAGACUUCAUUUCCAAAAGCAGGGAAGUCAGAGACUGGUUCGAUACAAUGUGACACUCUCUGUGUUGGAAAUCACAGGAUGAAGAGAGAUAGUCCUGUUUCUGAGAAAAAGGCAUGGAAUAAAAAUGACUUGGUAACAACAUUCUUAAAACCUUUAGAUUUUUCUAGCAUUGUUUCAUCUGAACCCAAAAGCCAGAGCCACAUGUUAGAGUUUGUAGGCAAGAAAAGUAUGAGUCCCAAGCAUGUAACUUUAAAAGCAAAGAAACUACCAAUUUCAUACUUGCUUAAUAUCAAAAGGUGUCUUACAGGAAUCCAUAAAAAGAAAAAGCAGCACGAAUUUAAGUUCAAGAUAAAAGAGAAACAAUGGAAUGAAAAUAUGAGAGAGGCAAUAUUCUAUGCCAUGCAAGGAGCUAAGAUUCAACCACCCAAAUUAGUGAUUGAUAAACACUCAUUUGAUACAACAGCAAGGGGCACUCUAUAUAACAGAACACUUCACAAAAUUCUGAAUGGUCAUAUUACAGAAGAAAUGGCAGAGUUAGGGGAAAACUUAUCCACAACUUUCUUGGGUCCUUUGGAUUCCUUCAUACCUGUUUUAUCUGACUCUGAAAGCCAGUUAAAAACAGUACAAUUAUCAAAAAGGAAAAUCAUACUGAAUCUCAAAUAUUUAGCUAUGAAGAAAAAGGAGAAACCAAUUUCACAAAUACUUAAGAUCAAUAGGCAGUUUAUCACAAAACACAGGAAAAAGCUUAGAUCCAAUUUUAAAAUCAAGAUGAAAGAGAUGCGGCAAGUUAAAAAUGUGGCUGAUAAAUUCCCAAAUACCAUUUAUUUCACAUUUGAUAUCUCUGACAUUAAAAAGCAAAGCAGAUUGGAAACAGAGAUAAACAGAGUAUCAAGGUUUAGUCCUAUACAACCGGCACAAAUGGAUUUGCCAGUUGAAGGGCUAGUGAUUUCACAAUCGCUUAAUGUCACAGGUCAUUCUGCUUUAAGCGUUAAUAAGGAACAAAAACAGAAGAUAGAUGUAGAGAGAGAGAAAAAUGUAUUGAAUGCAGACCUAAGAUUUAUACAUGCUUCUAUGCCUAUUCGACUACACAUAAAAAUGAGUCGUUUACCUAGUACCUGGGAUAUCAAUGAAGAAUGUUCUGAAAAGAGAAAUGUCCUAAACAAAGCAAAAGUUAGAGAGAAAGAAGAGUAUGAAAAACAGGUUUUAUUUGGAACAGUUCCACAGUAUACCCAGCCAUUUGAGUUUGGAGCAGAUCAAAUGAGAGAGCCAGGUUCUUUCAAAUCAGAAGCACCCUUAACUAAUACAGUGCUCCCGAAGGACAUCACUCCUCAGAAAACAGACACUGAUUUAAUAAAUCAAAAAGCAAAGACAGACGCUGUAGAAGAGUCUAGUCCAGAGUCUGUUUUUUUCUCUAAGAUACAUCCACUUCAAAUAGAAAAGCAGAAGAAAAAAUUUAAAACUGUAAACUGGAAAAAAAUAGCAAAUUCCAAUACUCUUGCCCUGCACAACAAACAGCAAGAACCACAUGUCUCAGUAACUAUCUGGCAUCCUGCUUACACCAACACACCUAUGUAUCCUAAAAUCAUAAAACAUAAGACUAAGGCAAAAGCAGCAAAUAUGAAAAACACCAUGCAUACUAAACAGGCAAAACUGAAGGCAAAGAAACCACUUGAUUUCCAGAUGCUUGAUACUAUAGGAUAUGGAACCCAAAGCAACAAAAAGGAACUGAGAUGUAAUAUUAAGAUACAGAAGGCGUUACAGCAAGGUAAAACUGCACCAGAUUUAGUUCUGAAUGAUGCUGAAUCUAUUUCAUCUCAAGUUAAAGGGGUUUUGGAAGUAAAAAAAGAGAAAGAGAAGCCAAGAAAGCUGAUACACAUUCCUCCACAGCCAAAGCUGAACAAAUCACUAAGAAGAAAAAUGUCAUCUUCACAGUCCACUAAUAAGAGUGUUAUAUCAAGAAAUAUUAAAACACUGAAACAAUAUAUUAGAGAGCAAAAAGAAAAACACCAAAUUGUUUUACUAGACAUUCUCUCACAAUGUAGAGAUCAGUUAGUGAUUAGCCAACAAGUGAAGAAGGAACCUGACCAUGUCAAAUUAGUAGCAGAUUUGGAAAGAGAAGUAUAUUGUGAUCUAUCUUCACAGGAGAGAGAAAUCAAUUAUACUAGGUUCGACAUCUCCCAAAGUGGAACCCAUACAGAAAUUAAAUUUCUUACUGCACCAAGAGUAAAGGAAGGAGACGUAGACGUUGUCGAAUGUUCAAGUUCAAAAGGACAGAAUACGCUUCUUACAGAGUUGGAUGCUUCUCAACAGAAGAUUUGCAAAGAGCAAGAACUGCUGAAACAAGGAAGUAUUGCAAUGACAAAUCCGGAGUCUAUUGCCCGCCCCAUUAUGGAAUCUCCUCACUUGGAAAACAUAGAAAAAGGAGUUGGGGAAGAUAUGUACAUUAACAGUAAAAAUAUUUCACAUCUUUUAAGAAGACAAGAAUUAAAAAAAACUGAUACCUUACAACAUUCAAAAGGACAGAAAUUUCUCCGUAUAAACCUAGAGGUCCAGAAAAAUAUGCCUGCAGUACACAAAGAGGUAAAACUAGAUCGCAUUUCUGAAAGUAUUCUGAAUCCUACAUCUUGCCCCAGUAGGGAACCUCUUCACAUGAAACAAGCAGUAAAUAUAACAAGGGAAGAAAAUGUUAGCAUCCCUAUAAGCUUAAAUGUAAAUCUAUGGAAAAAAGACCAAGUAAUGUUAACUAAUAGUCCAUUAAAAUCAGAUAUACAGAAAAUGAACUUUUCAGAAAAAAGGAAAGCAAAGCAACUAAAAAGUUCUAUCCAGAAUAAAGAAAAUAUUCUGGAAUCCAUUUCCUCUUGCAUAUUGCAUCAUCUCCAUAUUGAAAAGCUAAAGAAGGAAGUUUCAAGGAAAGGAAUGAGUUCAAUAGUUUUGAGUCCAAUGGUAGAGAAAUCAUCAAACGAAGCAGAUAUUCCAGUGGACAAACUUCUGUGCUCAGAAGGAAUUGAUUUGAAUAUUAAAGGAAGAAAAAAACAUCAACAAGAAAGUAUAUGCAAGGUUCUUCCAAAAUCUGUUCCUCGUUCUUCAAUAGAUAUAUUUCAGAUUAAACCUCCAAGGGUAAAGAAAGCAUUAAAGUCAGAAGAUAGGUCAGGAUAUAUUUCAAAUGCAGAAGUAAUUGGCUCACUUAUUGGAAGAAAAGGAGAACAGCAAGAAAAACAUACAUGUGAGGCUCUUCCAAAGCCUGCGUCCCACCCUAAAACAGGUCUACUUCAAAUUAACACCUCAGUGCAACAAAUGCAAUUAGAUGACACAAAUAUGGUGCAUUCUGAGUAUUUAACUUCACAAGCUAAAGAAGCAUCAAAAGUAAUGGGUGUCAUAGUUGGAUAUACUCGCAAAAGCGAAAAAAAACAAAACUUACUCAGUAUAGAACAGAAACAGCAGCACCUGUUGACCCCCUGUGAGAAUUUCAUGGGGCAUAUUUCUUACUCUCAAAAUGAUCCCCGGCUUCUACAACAUUUAAUACCUCAGACAAAGGAAGCAUUAUCAGAAGUAGGUAAUGUGUCAAGCAGGACAAAAGGAUCAGACUUGUUUCCUAAGGACCAAACAAAUAUUGUAUCUGCAUAUGGACUGGAAUGCAUUGUACCCUCAAUUCCUUCAAGGCAAAUGAAAAAACAAAAUACAAUGCUGCCUUUAGACUCGUGCAGUAAAACUACAAAAUAUCUGAAUGUUUCAUUUCCAAAGGAAAAGAAAUCAUCAAAUAGGGCACAGGUAAUUGAUUCAAUAUCUAAUGGUAGCUCUCCCAAGCUAAGAAUUAGAAAGAAGGUGCAAUCAUGUAAGAAAUAUCCAAAAAAUGUGCAAAAAGAAGUAUGCUCACCUGAAAUAUUUUUACGUUCUCUUUCUAUCUUUAUGCCUGUUUUGCCUGAAAGUAAAAUACAGAAGGAUAGCUUAAAACAAAGAGGUAAGAAAGGCAUCAUAUGCUCCAAAAGAACUUUGAAGUUGAAAAAAUUAGUAUUUCCAAAUACACACAAUAUCACUGACUAUGGCAACAGAGAAGGAAUGCAGUGGAACAUGAAAGAGAAAAUGGUAACUAUGAAACAAAGAAAGGGUAAACCUGAUUUGGUUAUGGCAAAUAUAUAUGAGUUUAUUCCUGCUUCACCUUACCUCCAAUUGAAUAAGGAGACAAUUGAUGGAAUAAUCUCAAGCAAUUUAAAAAGAACAAAACAUAUAUCGCAGAAAAAGGAGAAGGAUAGAAUAAAAGAAAUCAAUAUGAAAGGAAGAAUGGAUCCCAAUGUGAUUUUGAAGGCAAAGAAAUCAUCACUGUCAAAAGUACCGAAUAAAAAGGAAAUACCUGGGCAAAUAAAACAAGAGAGCAAGGUGCAAAUGGGUAAAAGUAAACCAGAUGUGAAACUGACAAACUUGUGUACUUCCUUACCAUCUCUGUCAUAUUCUAAUUUGAAUUCAAGAAUAAAAGUGGGAAAAGAUAAAUCAGGAAUACCAAGGAGCUGUUUUUUACCACCAAAGCUCCGGGCAUCAUCAAAUGUCAGGAAAACAUCAUUUUCAGAGUCAUUUAAUAGAUAUAGUUUAAGCAAUGUAAUAGAACCAAAACAUUUGCCACAGAAAAGGAGGGAAAACAGAAAAAAUAUAGUAUACGUGAAAGACAUAAUGGACCUCGAAUGUAUCAUUUUUAAAGGAAAGAAGAUACCUUUUAAACACAUAUUGCAUGGAAAAGAACCACACUGGCACAAUAAAAGACAAGAAAAAAUGGUGCAGGAAGAUAAAGGUGAUCUAGAUGUAGUUCAGAAUAAACCCCAUGCCUCUAUUCCUUCUUCACCUAACCUGGAAUGGGGUCCUGGAAUAAAAGAAGUAUACAUGCAAGGAAUAACAAGAUUCUGUUUUCCGUCAUUAACACUCCAGGAAUUAUCAGAUGCAAUGGGAAUAUGCAAGGAACCAUGUGAUGAUAUUUUAAGCAGUAUUAAAAAUGCCAAAUAUAUGUCCCAGAAAGAUGAAGAUAGAAUGAAAAUGGCUUUGGAAGAAAUAAAUCAUUCUGAAAGAAUAACUUUGAAGGUGAAGCAGUCUCCAGUUGCACAGGAAUUACAGUUGAACAUCGAAGAAAAAGAGAAAAAGAUGCAGGAAGAUAAAGAUAAACAAGCUGGGAUUCCGAGCGAAUUUUGUGCUUCCAUCUAUUUUCCACCAUACCCUCAAGUAGACACAAGAAUAAAAAGAGAAGCUGCUAUGUUUAAAAAAACAAGAUGCUCUUUUCUACAACCAAAAGUUCAGGGGUCAUCAGAUAUAGGAAAAAUGGCACAUAAAAAAUCUAUUUAUGGUGAUAUUUCAAAUGGUGUAAAUAUAGACAAAGAACAUAUGAUGCAGGAAAAAGAUGAGAGAAUAAAAAUGGCAAAAGUUAUAUCUUUGAAGGAAAAGAAAUCACCAAAUUCACAGGAAAUCCAGUGGGACAGCAGAGAUCAACAGAAAAAGACUCAAAAAAUUAAAUGUAAAUCAGGUGUGGUUCUGAUCAAUACCAGCACUUCCAUACCUGAUGCUUCUCAUUUAAAAUUGGAUAAAAAGAUAAAAAAAGUAGACUAUGUAACUGAAGUAACAAGAUACCCUCUUCCAGAACUGUCCCACCAGAAAUCAUCAGAUGCAGUGAAAAAAGCAAAGACAGAGUCCACUAACGGUGAUAUCACAAGUGAUGUACAAGAAGCAAAAGAAUGCAUGCUGCAGAAAGAAGAGAGUGUAAAGAUAUCAGCCAAGAAAGACAUAAUGCAUCCAAAAGAUAAAGAAUUGAAAGGAAAAAAAGCACUUUCACAGGGCAGGCUACUGAAUCUUAAAGAGCAGGGGAAAGUGGAUCGAGAAGGUGAAGAGCAAAGGAAAAUGGAUGCAGAAGGUAAAGAAGAGGGGAAAAGGGAUGGAGAAGUUAAAGGUGAGCAGGAAGUAGUUCUACCUACACAUUGGGUUUCUGAAUCUUCUCUAACUCAUCAUGAAUUGGACACAAGAAUAGAAGGAGAGGAAGACAUUCAAGGAAUAACAAGAUCUGCCAUUUCACAACUACAGCUACAGAAAUCAGUUGAUAAAGGGAAAGUAGCAUAUACAAAGUCAGUUGGGGAUGACAUGACAAAUAAUGUGAAAACAGGACAAGACUAUGAGCCACAGAACAGAAAGGAUGGAGGAAAAACAGUAAAUAUGAAACACAUAAUAUACCCCAAAGGUACAACUUCCAAGGCAAAGACAUUACCACUUCCACAUGUACUCAGUACCCCUAGGGGUUGUGCCCCCCAAAUUAGAGUACAGACAAACAUAAAAGCAAAAUCGAGACACAUACAGGAAAGAAAAAGUGAACUAGAUGAGGUUCUGACAAGACCUUCACUCCCUCAAUUUAAAUUAAAUGAAGGUAUAGAAGGAAAGGAAGAAAAACAAGAAGUAAAAAGAUCAUUUCUUUCACCCUUAUGGCACAGGGAAUCAGCAGAUGCAGACAAAUUAAAAUAUACACUGUCACCUUCGAAUGAUAUCUCAAGCGAUCCAAAAAGAACAAAGUAUGUGCCACAGAAAGAAGAGGCUAAAGCACAUAUUUUUAAGAAAGACAUACUAACUCCCAUGUCAGCACAACCACCCCUUUUCCAAAGUAUACUCAAAACAAAAGAUCUGCAAAUGAAAAUCAAAGAGCAAGUGAAAAGGAUGCAGAAAGAUAACAAAGAGACAAUCGUGCUUCUGAGCAAAGUUUGUCCUUUUGUUACUUCUUUAACUAAUCUUAAGUUGGACACAAUAGAGGAAGAGGAAUGUGAACCAGGAAUAAUAAAAAAUUAUGUGCCAUAUAGUGAGCUCCAACAAUCGUUGCCUUCGGAGCGAAUAGCCUUUGCAAAGUUAAUUGAUAGCCAUGUAGAGAAAGGACAUCUACCACAGAAAGAAAAGGACCAAGUACAAAACAAAACCAAAGUAGACAAAGACUUGCUUGUAAUUACACAAUUCUCUCCAUCACAAUUACAGCUCCCUGAAUCAUCAGGUGCAGGGAAAAUCAAAUAUGCAGAUUCCAAUAAAGGUAUUAUCUCAUGUAAUGUAAUAAUAAAAGCUAAUCAAUGUAUGUCACAUAAAGAGGCAAUGAAUAGAGUAAUAGAAGGUGAGAAAGGUAGAAUAUUUUCCAAACUAACUUCAAAAGCAGAGACAUUCUCAUUUACACACCUACUCAGUAGAAAGCGACAUUUGAAUAUUAAAGAGCAAGUGAAAGAUGUGCAGAAAAAAGGUAAGCCAGAAAUGUUUCCGAGGAAAUCUUAUGUUUCCUUACCUUUUCCAUCUCACCUGAAACAGGACACUGGAAUGGAAAAAAAGGAAGACACACUAGGAAUAACACAAUUCUAUUUUCCACUAUUAAAGAGUCAGGAUCCAUCUAAUUCAGGCAAAAAAGCAUAUACUAAGUCAUUUGAUGGUUAUAUGUUAAAAGAAGAUGAUAGAUUCAAAAUAGAUAUUGAAGACAAAAUGUUCCCAACAUCUAUGGAUCUGAAGGCAAAGAAAUUACCACAUAUACUCAAUACCAAAGACUUGAAGUGUAAAAGGAAAGAGCAAAGAAGAAAGGUACAGGAAGAUAAAGAUAAACUAGUUAUGAAUGUGAAAAACAUUUGUAUUUCUUUACUUACUCUACCAUAUCUUAAAUUUGAUACAGCAGAACGAGAGGGGUACAUGAUAAGAAUUACAAAAUUGCCUCUUCCACAAUUGCAGUCCAAGGAAUCAUCAGAUGCAGUGAAAAUAGCAUAUACGGAAACAAUUGAUGGAAACCUUUGCAAUGAUGUAAAAGAAUUAAAAGAACAUAAGCUACAGAAAGAAGAAAAAGACAGAGAGAAAAACCUGGAUGUGAAGGGUAUAGUGGAUCCCAAUGAUACGUAUUUAAAUGCAAAGAAGUCACCUGUUUUACUUAAAUACAAUCUGUGUAAACUUCAGUGGGAAACUAAAGAGCAAGAGGGAAAAGUUCAGGAAGUUACUUGUGAGCCAGCUAGUACAAUGCCAUCUAAGACUUGUACUUCUAGGCCUUCUCCACUUCACCUUAACAUGAAUAUCAGGAUCAAGGAAAAGAGCACGCUGACAUUAACGAGAUCUGUUUCCCCAGUAAACUUCCAUAAAUUAUCAUAUUCUGAGGAAGUGGUAAAUGUGGGACCAAUUAUGAGUGAUCAUUUGAUCAGUUCACAAGAAGAAAAACAAUGUAUGCCACAGAACAAGGAAGAGGAUGGAGUGCAGGCAAAAAACCUCAUGUUUUCCAAACUUCAAGAAAAGAAGAUUCAGGAAAGUAAAGAUGAACCAGGUAUGCUUCUCACCCAGUCUUCUACUUCAUUACCAUCUCGCCCUAACCUCAAAUUGGAUAAAGAAAUACAAGUAGAUGAUGAAAUGCUAGUACUUAAAAGAUCUGUCUUGCAGAGAAUAUCAACUGCAGAGGAAAUAGUACAUAAUGAGACAAUUUCUGGUGAUACCAUGAAAGAUGUUCAAAACAAGAAAAAACAUAUGCCUCAGAAAGAAGAGAGGGAUACAAAAGAAACUGUAGCUAUGAAAGGUAUGAAGCAUACCACUGAUGGAAAUUUGAAGUCAAAGAAAUCACCUCCUCCAUACACACUUCAUAGCCCAGAAUUGAAUCUGAAUAUUGGAAGGCAAGAACAGAAGAAACAUGAAGGUCCAAGUAAACCACCCAGUGUGGUGCUAAGAAAAGUUUAUGUUUCCAAACCUCCUCCAACUAACCUUGACUUGGAUAAAAGUACACAAGUAGAUGAAGAAGAGCUUGGAAUUAAGAGACCCUGUCUACUUCCACUAAUGCUUUCAGCAUUAUCAAAUGCAGAGAAGACAGAAGAUACAGAGGCAACUAGUGGCAAUGUAAGAAACAGAGAACGACAUGUAUCGCAGAAAGGAGAAAUGUAUGAAGUGAGAACAGUAGAUAUGAGGAUCAGGAUACAACAGAAAGAGGCAAGGAUUCCACCAAUUUCACAUAUCUUUAAUACAAAAAAAAUUGUGUUGAAUAUUAAAGAGCUGAAGGAAAAAGUGCCCAAAGGUAAAGAUGAACCAUGCAUGGUUCUGACAAGGACUUUUCUUUCCAUUCCAUCAGCAUCUUCCCUUUAUCUAAAUUCAGGAGGCAAAACAGACAAAGAUGCACCAAGAAUUACAGGAUCCUCUUUUCCACAGAAAAAUGUCCAGGAAUCAACAGAUACCCAGAAGACAGCAAUUAGAGAGUCAAUUUCUUGUAAUAGUAAAAGUGUUAAAAAGAAAACACAGUUUUUGCCACGAGAAGAGGCAGUGCACCAGUGGCCCUCAAAGUUCAUGAUUAGUGUACAGCGAAGGAAUGAAAUUCCUCGAGUCAAAUCUGAAGGAGAUUUGAGUCAGUUAAUUAUAAAUUCACAGCAUGAGGACAUUUAUUUCACAGGAUUUGGCACUCUAAGAAGUAGAAAAGGGCUGAAAUGUUUCUUUACGGGGCUAGAGGCUCAGCCAGAAAAGUAUAAAACAGAAACUUGCACUACAUUUAUUUCCUACCCCAAAAUGGAUCCAAUGAAAAUUGAAAAUCUGAAGAAAGAAACUAAAAUAAUGGAUAACUUAAACCACAAAAUAUGUCCUCAGGCUUUAGUUCCACUGACAAAGAAAAUAUCCAAGGAAAUAUUUGUCACAUUUGGCACCCCUGUAAGUUCAAAAAGACUUUCUGUUUCAGAGGGAGAUGACCACCAAACUUUAUUAAAAGCAUCUCUAGGAUCUGCAGAUUCAUGUAAAUUUGAUAAGCCAAAGAAAGAUGUACACGGUAAUGAUAAAAGAAGCAAAAUGUUCUCUUCCAAAAUGUUAGCACCAGAGAUAAAGGGAUCACUUAAGAAAAUGAAUAUCACAGAGUCAAAUACCCACCCAAAUAGAGAAAAACAAGAAACUGUCAUGAAAAAGCAAGUGGCACAGUGGGCUGAGAGUGGACACAAGACCAGGCUAAACUCUAGCCCUUCUCAUAAGUUUCCACUUCAAAAUGGAAAGCAGAAGACCUCACUGGGAAAAGGUACACACAAGCAAACUACAGGGUACCCCAGAAUGCAAAUACAAUCAGGAAUAUAUAUGGAUGUUACAGAGUUUGAUACAAUAAGAAGGAAAAAAGAGCAGGCAUUGCUUAUUCCAGAACAAGAGAAAGGCAUUCUAGAAUCGCUUCAGAAGUCUCCUUCCCCCUGCUGGACUUUUUCACUUAAAUCGGGAGAUCUGAAGGAAACAUAUGAAAUGGACACAAGAACGACUAUAAAUAUGAAGCAAAAAGAAUUAGAAAUGGAAGAUGAGAAAUUAAAAAUAGACACAAACAUAGCUAUCCUUCUGAAAGAGGAUGAAGUAGAAAUGCAGAAACACACCAUUGUCAAUCUGGAGAGGGAGAAAAUAAAAAUGCACACAAGCACUCCAGUAAACCUGAAUGUUUCCUCUUUAAAAGCAGAGGAAUCUCAUAUUAAGACUCAGGUAAUCACUCAUACAGCAAACAGCUGUCCAAUCAAGCAAAAAUAUAAAAAGAAACAAGAAAUGUCUGGUACAAAACAAAACAUUCAACCACAAAAAUCGUUUCAAAAACAUGUUCUAGAUUCAUUUUAUGCCUAUAUUCCUCUUUAUCACAAAUUUGAAGGCCAGAAAGGCAGAUUAACAAUAGCAGAUUUGAAAAGAGAAUUGAGCCCCCAAACUUUAACUAUGAAAAUCCCAAAGCAUCCAAUUUUACAGAUUCUUGGCAACACAGGACGUGGUACUCCAAGCAAUAGAAAGAAAUUAGAGUAUGGCUUUAACAAACCAAAGAAAAUGGCUUUGAGGAGUAAAGGUACCUCAGGAAUAUUUAUCAGAAGUCUUACUGUUUCUGUAAUGAGUCCAUCUCAUACAGAAGAAACAACAGAAUCUGAGAAAAACCUAGAAAGAGAAAAGAGAACCUGUCUUUCUAAGUCCCAGGAGAAAUCACCAAAUGUGAGUAAAAUUGUUAAGAGGAACAACUCAAAGAAUGUAAAAAAGCGGGACCAGAAUUUUACAAAGAUAGUUCCAGAAGAUUCCCAGCCCUUUAUGGUGGACCAACAGCAAAUGCAAAAACUUCCUAAUGUCAAAUCAGAAGCAAGCCUCAGCAGUGAAAUACAUAAAAAUAAUUUAACUCCACAAACAGAAGAAAGGGUUGUUCCAGGGCAUGAUAUCUUAAAGACCAUAAAAGAACCUGACUUGCUUAUGAUUGGACAGGAAGAAAAGGCACCAAAAUCCAUCCUGACACCCACAGAGUAUCCAUGCAUGUCUGAAGAUCCAAAGGAAAAUCAGAGGGAUCAUGGUGAUCUUGUACAGGACACAACCACACAAAAGGACCAGCAACAAAACACUUUCCCAGAAACUGUACCCAUACCGCUCCAAAUUAAAAGUAAUGAAAUAAAAAUCGUGGCAGAUAGUACAAGUGCAGAAAGUUUACUUCCACUUUAUGAAGCAAUUAAAAAUGUUUUUGAAUCCCAGAUACAAAAUAUGAUCCAAGACAAAGUUUAUGCUGAUAUACUGGAAAAACUGAAAGCCCAUAAACCUGAUGUUUGGAAGUUACCACCUUUUGCAGGGGGGCCACAUCCAACAUCUCCAAUAACACAUCCUAAAUUGCAUCCAAAAUCCAUUUUGGAAUGUUUUACUCCCAAAUUAAAAAAUAAGCUGACUAAUCAUUUAGAGUCAAAAGCACUUGAAAUAAAACUGAAUCUGAUACCAGAGACGGCAAAACAAUCCUUCCAAAAGUUCAACUUUUCGACAAAACAGGCUAUUGUGGAAGAUAACAGUUGGAGGCUCUAUCCAAGACAUAAAAAAAUGUACUUUAUGUCUCUGGAAGGGAUUGAUACUAUCACCCUUAACUUAAAACACAAAUACCAAAAAGAUUCACCGUAUAUCAGCUGUAUGAAGACACUGACUGUUAAUGUUUCAAGUGGCAGCAAGGAGAUCAUUACAAAGUUGAAGAGUAUUAAUAAGCUAGAAAGUGGAACAUCUUUCCUGACUUCUGCUAAUGAAAUGUCGUCGCCUCAUAUUCUGCAAAACUACUCAGUAGAAGAAAAAGACAAACUUCUCGUACACUUUUCGAUAAAAACGUUGGAGAUUCAAAUGAAAGUCUUCCCCAGAAUUGUAAUGGAAUCUUAUGAAAUGGCAGAUGCUCAAGAGAGAAGGAAACCUUCACCUAAAUGCAUUCAUUCUUGUGUUGACGUACCAAAACCAAAAAACAGAAUUCUAUUACUUUUUGAGGAAAAAUCUCUUCAUCAAAUACAUCUUGAUUUACAAUACAAAUGCCUUCGUUUUCUCCUGGGGCUUCCGGUCGAAAGUAUGUUCCCUAAACCAAAUACACUUCCCAAACAUAUUCUUAAAUUAAACACAGUUGCAAUAUGUAAAAAAGUAGAUAAUAGUGGAGAAAGUGGUAGUCUUUCCAUUGAUACAGAGCCGUUAGAAAAACAUAUCUCUUUCAAAAAGCAAAGUCCCCAUGAAAACUCAUCAUGGUUCAAACAAUUCCUGGAGCCAACUCAUGGGUGUGCUCCUGACCUUGAACAAGGUGGAACAAAAAAAGAAGAUACUACAGUUCUUUCAGUGUUAAAAUCUUAUGAGACUGCAGAAAAAGAAAAACAAUAUCAUGUAUCUUUUCAAGAAACAAAUACACAUGAAUCUUUUGAUUUAAAGACUCAAGAAAAUGCUCCCAGUUUAGUUGAUUCUCAUUCAAUUCAGAUUUCUGAAGAUUUUACUGAUAGUCAGAUAUAUACUGAGAGUUCGACUAACUUGGAAGAAUUCUCAGCUCUUGAAGUACAUGAGAGUGAAGAAUGUAUGUUUUUACAAGCCAACCCUUUAAUUCAGGAAUCACAAAACAUUCUGUUUGAAUUACAGAAAGGCAUUCCUUUGAUGAAAAAAAUCAAAACUGAUUUGAAAUCAUUUUACGGUGAAGAUUCAGGUUCCCAUCAUAGUAGAGACUGUAGAAAACAUUCCUCAAUUGUGACACCACCUUUCUACAAAUCCCACAAAAGCAAGAAAUAUAGAUCAUCCUCUAAAAUGCCAUCUCCUGAUUGGUUGUGUCACAGAUCACUAAGCACUAUUGAAGUUCCGUUUGCAUCAUCUUCUGUUUCAUUCAGUGAAGAGACGCUUUCAUGGAUUACAAAAAACAAAACAAAUUACUCUUUAGCUCCCUUAACGGAAUCAAAUAUUAAAUUACAUCUUGCAAAAACCCAAAGUGAAUUUUACGGUCAGCCAGAAACCAAAGAAAGAAAGAAAGCCAAAUUUGACUUAUUUAAAAAGAGUGUUCAUUGGGACUGUGAUUACAAUUACACACAGAGUAAAGAAAAACUCACAAGAAAGAAGAAAGGGUGUGAUUAUGAGUCAGAAAGAGCAGAUUAUUUCCCAAGCAAACGUAAGUUGGCAUCAAAACCUCAUCAAGAGGAUAUCAACUUCCAUCCUGAAAGAAAACAAAACCAGCCAUUUUUUUAUGCCUGUAUACCAGCAGACUCACUGGAGAUGAUACCCAAAACCAUUCGCUGGACUAUUCCCCAAAAAACUUUAAGGAAGAGAAAUUUCAGAGUCCCCCUAGUGGCAAAGAUUUCAAGUUCUUGCAACAUAUGGAGUUCGUCCAGAAAGUUGUUGGGGUCGAUCUUAGAGUCCUUCAACCCGUCCUCAUCCCUGACCUGGAGCGGAGCCCACAGCAGCGGCCUGUACCGGAUCGCCAUCUGCCAUCACCAGAGCAUCACGUUGCUUUGGGACCUCACUUUAGAGCAUCUAUCACUGAUCAGGGACAUCUUUCAGGAAGGGCAGGAAGCCAUCCUGCAGUGCUGCCAAGUGAAAGGAUACCGCUUCCAAGUGUACCUGCAUUACCUGCCCUACUACCACCUGCACAUGUACUUCACUGCCCUGGGCUUCAAGGCCCCUGUCUUGGAAGUAGAGCGGGCUCACCUGUUGACAGAGGUGAUUGUGAAUGUGGAGUGUAAUCUGGAGCACUACCAGCAGUUUACCCUCACCUUUGCCCUCAGGGCUGAUGCCCUUCUGCUGCCCACUAUUGGAAGAAUAACCCAGAAGUGUGGGAUUGGAGGUGAGGGUAAAGAGGUGGAAACUGAGGUUCGAAGGUUCAAUAAAUUUCCCAAAGUCACCAAGCAACAGCAGAGCAACAAUAAUUCCAGGACUAAUUUUGCUCCACCACUGAGUGAAGAUCCUUUUGAAUCCUUGCCAAUGACCAUCAAAUUAAGUUUUUCACUCUUGCCGAUGGAACUGUGCACUAUUACCAGCUCUGUGUGA